UUCUCCACCUCUAGUCUGUUAGUGUUUUUAUUUUUGCAAGACCAUAUUUAAAGUGAAUUAAAAACUCCCCGCGAUAAGUCAAUAAUAACACUAACAAAAAAAUUGCGGGUAAAAAGUGACGCGAUAAAAAACAAAUAAAUCUAUUUGCACAGCGAUGCGGAACGAAAUCCGAGUUGAAAAGUUUGGUCUAAGCAACAAUAGAAGAAGAAGCAACAGUUAAGCCAACAUAUUUAUACAUACACUCAAAUACAAACACAUAUACCUGCUUCGUGUAUGAGUAUGCGGGCAGAGGUGUGAGCAAUGGGCGGUGCAGAGUGGCAGAGCGGCAGAGCAGCGGCAGAGGCAAGAAAGAGCGACUGACUGCGAGCGCGACUAGAAUUAACGUUUAGUCUAGUUUAAGCCACAAGCACAAAACGCUGCGCCGUAGCGAGCAGCAGUGAGUGAAGUAAGCAGUAAACAGUGUUGAAUGCGCCUGCCUGCCUAUAAGAAAAUAAUCAAAAAUAAACUGGAAAUUGAAAUAUUUGUGUUUGCAUAGCAUUGAACAUCUGUGUUGUGUGUAUGUAAAUAUAAUAAUACGGAGUAUUUGUAUACAUAUUGACGGACAUAUAUAUAUUUAUAUAUAUGCAUACAUAUUUAAUUUUGCCAACCGCUUCAUGACAAACCACAACUUUAGCAGCAACAGUCAACGGGCCACGUCCACGCUGCAACGUUGUAAUUGAAAGUGAGCAGCGGCUAUAGUCAAGUGCUACCUCAACAAAAACCCCCCCACCACACACACACACACACACACACACAUAGAAAUAUGCUGCCUCGGUUUCGUUCCUUCUAUGGCAAAGUCAUUAUAUUCAUACUCGUGGCGCUGUGCUUCUUGUUAUACCUGAAGGUGCAGCCAGCCACGGAAGAUUACCUCUUGCCACCUGGCAGGCACCAAGCCGCCCGCCCCGCAGUCUACAGGUCACACGAGAGGGAAAGGCAAUCCACUCAUGACAAAUACUUCGAUGAUGCAGAAAACGAAAUCCGAGUGGCCACGCAAUCGCCGUAUGAACACAGCAUCCAACUCGAUCUGCAGAAACAGCACCUGGGAUUGGGUGACGAAGGUGCCGCUGUGCAUCUGAAGGGUGCGGCGAAGACGCGUGGCGAGAAGAUCUACAAGAAGAUCGCGUUGAACGAAGAGUUGAGCGAACAAUUGUCCUACAAUCGCACUGUGGGCGAUCACCGCAAUCCCCUGUGCCUGCAUCAGCAAUACGAUGAUCCCAGCACCUUGCCCACGGCCAGUGUGGUCAUCAUCUUCUACAACGAACCCUACUCGGUCCUCGUGCGCACCGUGCACAGCACACUGAACACUUGUAACCAUCAGGCGCUCAAGGAGAUCAUUCUGGUGGAUGAUGGCAGCGAUAAUGCCGAGCUGGGUGGCAAAUUGGAUCACUAUGUGAGAACACGAAUCCACAAUGGCAAGGUGACCAUAUUGCGCCUGAAGAAUCGCUUGGGUCUGAUACGUGCCCGUUUGGCUGGCGCUCGCAUUGCCACCGGCGAUGUGCUCAUCUUCCUCGAUGCCCAUUGUGAGGCAAAUGUGGGCUGGUGUGAGCCGCUGCUGCAACGGAUCAAGGAGUCGCGCACCAGCGUCUUGGUGCCCAUCAUCGAUGUCAUCGAUGCGAAUGAUUUUCAGUACAGCACCAAUGGCUACAAGUCAUUCCAAGUGGGUGGCUUCCAGUGGAACGGUCACUUCGAUUGGGUGAAUCUGCCGGAUCGCGAGAAGAAGCGUCAGAGCCGGGAGUGCAAGCAUCCGCGCGAGAUUUGUCCAGCCUACAGUCCCACAAUGGCUGGCGGUUUGUUUGCCAUGGAUCGUCGGUACUUCUGGGAGGUUGGCAGCUAUGAUGAGCAGAUGGAUGGCUGGGGCGGUGAGAACUUGGAGAUGUCCUUCAGAAUCUGGCAAUGUGGCGGCACCAUCGAAACGAUUCCCUGCUCUCGAGUGGGCCACAUCUUUCGCGACUUCCAUCCCUACAAAUUUCCCAACGAUCGUGACACACACGGCAUCAACACGGCUCGCAUGGCGCUCGUUUGGAUGGAUGAAUACAUCAACAUAUUCUUCCUCAAUCGGCCAGAUCUCAAGUUCCAUCCAGACAUUGGCGAUGUAACGCACAGAGUAAUGCUGCGCAAGAAACUGCGCUGCAAGAACUUCGACUGGUACCUGAAGAACAUCUAUCCGGAGAAGUUUGUGCCCAACAAGAACGUCAUAGCCUGGGGCAAAGUGAAAUCGGUGAAUGCCAAUCUGUGUCUCGACGAUUUACUGCAAAACAACGAGAAGCCAUUCAAUCUGGGCUUGUAUCCCUGUGGCAAAGUGUUGCAAAAGUCGCAGCUCUUCUCGUUCACCGAAAAGCAAGUGCUGCGCAAUGAACUCAGUUGUGCCACGGUGCAACAUAGCACAACGCCACCGCAUCGUGUGGUGAUGGUGCCGUGCCUGGAGAACGAUGACUACAACGAGCAAUGGAGAUACCAGAAUCAUCAGCUGGUGCACAGCAACACGGGCAUGUGCCUUGAUUACAGCGGUCAAAAGAGCAUGGACGAUGCCCAAGUGGCGCCAUGCAGCCUUUCCAGUGACACGCAGCGUUGGGCCAUCGAACAUGACUGAGCGGACGAGGUGGCAAACGCCAGCGGACCAAUUGCCAAUUGCAACCGAGAGAAACUGACUAAGCGAUGUAAAGCGCAACGUUUACAAACUAAACACAGACUCGAAUUAACGCAACAACAAAAAUAACUAAAAACGAACGUGUAAAUACCAAUAAAAAUCAAUGCUAGAAAUAUAUCUAUAUAUUUUCUAUA
This is a messenger RNA of Drosophila nasuta, 2820 nucleotides long. RefSeq names its product Polypeptide N-Acetylgalactosaminyltransferase 1 (gene Pgant1). The transcript is spliced from 4 exons. Lineage: Eukaryota; Metazoa; Arthropoda; Insecta; Diptera; Drosophilidae. Gene Ontology annotation, biological process: protein O-linked glycosylation. Gene Ontology annotation, cellular component: Golgi apparatus. The coding region runs from base 803 to 2629 and encodes 608 amino acids. Gene Ontology annotation, molecular function: polypeptide N-acetylgalactosaminyltransferase activity. The record is from RefSeq and is a predicted model, not a curated record.